Messenger RNA from Eublepharis macularius, 1166 nucleotides. RefSeq lists its product as uncharacterized. Gene Ontology annotation, biological process: signal transduction. The coding region runs from base 48 to 998 and encodes 316 amino acids. The record is from RefSeq and is a predicted model, not a curated record. Gene Ontology annotation, molecular function: protein binding. Lineage: Eukaryota; Metazoa; Chordata; Lepidosauria; Squamata; Eublepharidae. The transcript has 9 exons.
GAGAAGUGUGUAUAAGAGGAAGACGGGUUGUGAGAUUGCUUUGGACCAUGGGGACACACGCAAGCAAUUUCUGCAGGAAUGAGGGUCUGAUCCUUACUGAAGUUACAGAUCCUUCUCAAGCCAACUGGAUUGUCCUCCACGCUGAGACCUGUAAAAUGACAGUACCAGAGGUACAGAGAUGCUGGAGCCGCUUCCUGAUGCUGCAGCCAAAUCAGAAGGGGAACUUGCCACGUACACACUUCCUGCAAACCAACACUCCUUUUGGCCAGAAGAAAAGAAGAGGGGAACAAAAAUUAAACAAGAAAAAAAACCUCAGAACCUUCUUACAGCAAAUUCCUGUCACUGAUGAUGACCAGAUAACAUUCCAGACCUUCUGUAAUGCUGCAUCCUGGCUCUUCAAAAGCAGCCUGGAGACCAAAUUAAGAGGUCUGUACCAAAUUUUAGCCCCUGGCAAUAUCAGCAAGAAACAACUCCGAGACCUGUUUCAUGAACUGUAUCCUAAGGAAAGUCGCAGGGCAGUUAAUGAGCUUUCCAGUCUCUUUCUCAAGGCAGUGGAUAAAAACAAUCAAGGUUAUAUCUCUGAAGAUGUAUUUGUUGCCUGGGUACAAAACCUUCCACAAGAAAUGGUGCAGUCUAUUCUAAAUUUCCCAAUUAUAUCCCCAAAUCUGACUUUAAGCAAGUCUCAGAUUUCUCAUCUUAGUACUGCUGCAGAAGUUGAAGACAAGCAGGGGUUCAACAAGAGGCAGCUGUCCGAGGUGGCCAUGGAAAUAUCUGCAAAGAAGAGAAACUGGAAGCUUCUUGCUAGCAAACUAGGCAUUUCGGAGGAGGGAUGCUUCCGUUUAGAACAUGAGCAUUUGGAAACGGUCGACCAAAUCCUAAAGAUGCUGCAGAUGUGGUACCGAAUGUGUCAAGAAGCACCUCUUCCCCGCCUCCAGGCAGCUCUGCGCGAGAGUGGCAAUGUAGACAUUUGUAACAAAGUGUUCCAUUUGAGCUUUUAAAAUCUUUUGCUACAGGAGGGUAAUUGUUUAGAAAAGUGUCCGCAGUGCCUGGAAUUCUAGCCAUUUAGACACAUUAGAAGAACUGUGUAGGCGUCUCCUUUGAAAGAGAUGUGUGUGUGUGCUCAUCUUCUUUAAAAUAAAGAGAGAAGAAUUGUGUGUUUUUUUUUC